AUGGUCAGAAACCAUGCCAAUCUGCAGCUAGGAGGUUUUGCUGUGGCUACUCUAGCAUGGUUCCUUUGUAGUGUUUCUAUGGGCCUCCCCGAGUGGCGAGUGUGGUGCUUUCAAGAUCCACUGGACUCCAAGCCCAGCAUGACCUUAGUCGGGAUGUGGAGAACCUGCGUUCACCACCAGGAAAGGAAUUCCAGCAUUGUCAGAGUGUGUUAUCAAUACAGCUACCAGGACACCUUCAUUCCUUUGGAUAUUCGAGUGGCCCAACACCUGCUACUCAUUUCCAGCCGUCUCGGCAUGCUUGCUGCAAUAUCUGACAUCAUUGCACUUUGUAAAUUGUACUCAGGGAGACUCCGGAAGAAAGCCACCUACAAUCCAUUCUGUCUUCCAGGGAUUCUGAACAUCAUUGCCAGCAGCUUUGUCUUCCUUACCAUCUUGUACAAUUAUGUAUCCAUCAUUCGCAAGGAUGGGAUUGCCUUCCCCCCAUAUUUCCACACACCCUCCUUCCCAGAUACCCAGAAAGUUGGCAUUGCACUGGCAAUGGCAACCCUUUCUUCUUUCUUAUUUCUAGUAGGUGGCACCAUUGCCCUUUCUUUCACUCUUCCCUCAAGGAACUGGACUGACUUGUUCUAUGGGAAGUCAGCAAAAAGUCACUGCUCGUGGCUCUUCGCUGUGGACGUGGAGGACCAGAAGGCUGCUGCCAGUGCCGAGGACUCUGGCACUUCAGAUUGGGUUUUUUGGACAGAACCUAGCUGGAUCAGCUUUCACAAGCCCAGCAGGAUCUCCCAUGCUAUCAGGGGACGUUGGUGCCUGCAGUAUAUAUUCGAUGACGUAGAAGGAUGUCUGAGCAUAUCCGCUUACAGGGUCUUGGAAAGUACAGGCACCUUGGAUCCCACCAGCGGCAUGAAACCAUAUUGUAUCUGGCCCAUGGCGUACUGA
Acomys russatus (golden spiny mouse) is the source of this 936-nucleotide messenger RNA. Its product is annotated as claudin-34-like. The record is from RefSeq and is a predicted model, not a curated record. Gene Ontology annotation, molecular function: structural molecule activity. Gene Ontology annotation, biological process: cell adhesion; bicellular tight junction assembly. Lineage: Eukaryota; Metazoa; Chordata; Mammalia; Rodentia; Muridae. The transcript is spliced from 3 exons. The coding region runs from base 1 to 936 and encodes 311 amino acids. Gene Ontology annotation, cellular component: plasma membrane; bicellular tight junction.